AUGAGAUUACGACUCUCACUGUUCUUGGGUGUCGCUCUUUUAUCGUCCCUUAUCAGUGGCGCACCUCCCUUGCCCGAAUGUGAAGGAUGUGAGGGCCCGGAAUGUAUCUGCAGAGGGCAGCCAGGCGAACCGGGCUAUCCUGGCAUCCCAGGGGAACAAGCCGGACGGGGUCCACCGGGUCCGAAAGGUGAACAAGGCGCACCGGGCUUCAUGGGUUUGGCUGGGGAUCCCGGUGCUCCCGGUACCCCCGGUAUCCUGGGGGCCCCGGGACGACCAGGCUGCAACGGUACAGAUGGAUAUCCCGGACCUCCUGGCCUCCCAGGGCCGGACGGUGAGCCUGGUUACCACGGUCAGCCAGGGAGCGAAGGAUUCAAAGGCGAACCCGGCGAUGGUGGGAUCAACUCCAUCGGGAGGCGAGGCGAGAAAGGGACGAGGGGCGCUCCCGGUCCUUCCGGCCAGGAUGGUUUCCCGGGUCGCAUGGGCUCCCCGGGACCCCCGGGAUACCCUGGCAUACCUGGAUCGCCAGGACGGAGAGGGAACACCGGGGAUCCAGGAGUUCCCGGGGUUGGGAUAAGAGGUCCACCGGGUGAACCCGGCAACAAAGGGGACCGCGGUGACCCAGGCCUGCCUGGUCCGAGCGGUCCUGACGGACCUCAAGGUCCCCAAGGGGAGGAGGGGCACGAAGGUCGGCAAGGAUCGAAGGGCUCCCCCGGUGAUUUCGGCCACGACGGUAUGCCCGGUUUUCCCGGGAUGGCUGGCAGUGAAGGUCCCAAAGGUUUGAGAGGACCGAAGGGUCGUAUCGGAUUAAUGGGUCCCCCGGGGAUAUAUAUCCGAGGUGGUUUCUCCAUGAAGGGCCUUCCUGGCCGCCCGGGAGAGCCCGGCGACGAAGGCUUCAUAGGCUUCACCGGUCCGAAAGGCGAACAGGGACCGACAGGCUACAGAGGCGAUACUGGAUACCCUGGCAUACCCGGCUCCAUGGGAUCGGACGGGAAGCCCGGAAGAAGUUCCAAAGGUGAAAUGGGAGAUCCCGGACUGCCAGGCUACCCUGGCGACAUGGGGAAGCCGGGCCUGCUUGGACGGCCUGGAAUUCCGGGUGAGCCUGGGGAGCCCGGUCGAGAUGUCCACGGAAUGCCUGGCUAUCCCGGCUUGGACGGCCUACCCGGAUUACCUGGAUAUCCCGGUCCGCCGGGGCUAGAGGGAGCAAAAGGAGUGAAAGGUCUUCCCGGUAUCGGCGUGAACAAGAUAGGUCCGCCCGGGCCCCCCGGUCUCCCUGGAACACCUGGUCUGCCUGGGGACGAUGGACGCGAGGGCAGACAGGGAAUGAAAGGUCAGCGCGGCGAGAAAGGAGAUGAUUGUCCCUUCUGCCCCGAUGGCGCACCAGGCCUCAUGGGUGUACCUGGCGAGGACGGCUUCGAUGGCAGGAAGGGCUGGCCGGGAGACCCAGGUGACAAAGGUCUGAAGGGUGAGCCCGGAAGCGAUGGUUUCCCUGCUCCCCCGGGACCUCCGGGACCACCGGGUUUUGCGGGUCGUCCCGGACUGGUCGGCUACAAGGGGAGCAAAGGAGAGCCUGGAAUACUCAUUGCUUUGAAUUUCAACGAUAAUGCCGGGGAAAUGGGCGAGCCUGGCAGACCGGGUGCGAAAGGAGUCCCAGGACGAAUCGGAAUGCCCGGUAAACCUGGCACGGAGGGACCCCGAGGUCCCCCGGGGGCUACAGGAAAUCCCGGACCGCCCGGCCCCAUUGGUUAUCGCGGCUUCAAGGGGCACAAGGGCUCUCAAGGACCGGUGGGCGAUGCCGGGCCUGGACUCCCGGGCCAACUUGGGCCUCCUGGUCCUCGAGGACCACCAGGCCGACAGGGCUCCAGAGGACCGAAGGGUGAGAAAGGAGGGACGCCACCUUCCCAAGGAUACACAGCGCCCGAUGAGUUCAUGGGAGACAAAGGGGCAACGGGCCCCCCGGGAGAUCCUGGCUCGCCCGGUUUGACGGGACCGAUAGGCGACGACGGCGAUGAUGGGCGAAGAGGACGAGAUGGUUCGAAAGGUCAGCCUGGGCCUCCAGGGCUUUCUCCUGCUGGUGAACCGGGUUUCGUGGGACCCCCGGGCUCACCGGGAUGGCCUGGAUACCCCGGCCUCAUCGGCGAAGUCGGUCUCAAAGGAGAAGAGGGAUCGAUUGGACGGCAGGGCCCGCCUGGACCCAAGGGCAAUCCGGGUUUCACCCCAGGCACGGGGGUGACGGGCGACCCGGGAAAGCCCGGUAUGGUCGGUUUCCCCGGCGAGCCCGGUGCCGACGGCUUGGUAGGUUUCCGGGGCCUCGAAGGCUUGCCGGGCGGCAUCGGCCCCAAAGGCGACACCGGUCCACAGGGGUACCGCGGACUGCCGGGGCCUCGGGGAUUUCCGGGAGAUGCAGGAAUCGGCACCAAAGGCGAACCCGGUGACCCUGGGUACGACGGACGGAAAGGCGAGCGGGGACAAGCCGGUCUUGAUGGACCACCGGGUCUCCCGGGCGCGAAGGGUCAAAUGGGAGGCGUUGGAUGGCCCGGCUCCCCCGGCCCUCCUGGUCUGAGGGGACCUCCUGGCUACCCUGGACCACCGGGACAGAGCGGUAUCGACGGCGAAGACGGACUCCCCGGUGCCGCCGGGCCUGAGGGCGAACCUGGAGCUAUUGGUCCGCCUGGCGUCCGCGGUCCGGUGGGCGGGACUGGAAUUGUCGGGGAUCAGGGAGAGCCCGGUUACCCCGGUGAAAGGGGAGACGACGGCUCCGUGGGCUUCAAGGGGGAGCCUGGAGACGACGGGUUCCCGGGCUACGACGGUCUGCCCGGCCUCAUUGGGCCAAAGGGAGUUCCAGGGCCGAAAGGGCAGCAAGGCGAGAUCGGAGAACGACUGAACAGCGCGCCCGGCGCUUCAGGUCCCCCGGGACCACCGGGUCUCGGAGGCCUCCCCGGCAGAAGUGGGGAUCCGGGCAUGGAUGGUUUUCCGGGCCUCCCGGGGCUCGCUGGCUACAAAGGAGAGCAAGGAGACAGAGGAUUGAAAGGAUUCAGAGGAUAUCAGGGUCGCGCUGGGUCCCCAGGGCGUAUGGGGCCCGAAGGUGAAAGCGGAGCUAAAGGAGAAGUAGGAGAAAUUGGUCGUCCUGGUCUUCCCGGUCUACCUGGAACCCCCGGAACGUAUGGUCCCCGCGGCUUCCCAGGCCCGAAAGGAGCACGAGGACCCAGCGGUUUCGACGGUUUGCCUGGAGGUCCAGGUCCGGUAGGAUUCAGGGGGCCCGAAGGACUCCCUGGACUACCUGGUUACGAGGGAUUGCCUGGUUUACCGGGCUUACCAGGUCGGAAGGGUGAUCCGGGAGACGACGGUCCGCAAGGCUCCGAAGGAGCUCCAGGCCUGCCAGGAUUGCCCGGGGCUAAAGGAUAUGCAGGCCUUGCCGGUGCUCGAGGACGGAACGGUGCUCCGGGCAGACCGGGUCCGGAUGGUUCCGUUCAAGGAGAAAUCGAGAAAGGCUUCAAAGGGGACGCGGGAUACCCUGGGGAAGUUGGGCUGGAUGGUCUUCCAGGUUUCAAGGGAAUGCCGGGCGAAGCAGGACGCGACGGAGCCUAUGGUCUCCCAGGAGAUCCAGGGUACGGUCUCGGUCCCCCAGGACGGCCAGGAAUGUCAGGGUUCAAGGGCCGGAAAGGCCCACCCGGUAGACCGGGUGAAUAUGGGGACUCCGGCAGACCAGGUCCUAAGGGUUUCCCCGGAGACUCUAUUCCCGGCCCGCCAGGGAGAACUUUCCACGGAAUUCCAGGGGACGAUGGACCCAGAGGCGAAGACGGCGUCAAAGGAUCGCGAGGCCUCAUCGGAGAUCCUGGGUUCCUUGGACCUCCGGGAAUCGACGCUUUCGAUGGACCGAAGGGCUACAAAGGGGAUCGCGGUUUACCCGGAACACCAGGAGUGGGUGGACUGAUUGGUCCGCCGGGUCCGCCGGGAGAGUUGAUAUUCGUGAAAAUCACACCUGGAGAGAAAGGGCAAGAAGGUCUCCGUGGUCCCGAUGGGGAGCCCGGAUACCCCGGGAUGCCCGGGUACCCUGGACUGCCAGGCAUGAAGGGAGACCCCGGCGAGUCUGGAGAAGAUGGAGUUGACGGCCCGGCAGGUCCCGAUGGGCCUCCAGGCUAUCCCGGGCCCUCGGGUCCGCGCGGAUAUCCCGGACAGCCUGGGAUCAUGGGUGAACAAGGCCCUCCAGGAGAACGGGUCGGAGAUGGCGUCCUGCGUCGACGUCGGCAUUCGCUCUUCACUGUCCACAGCCAGAGCGUUCGGGUCCCUGAGUGUCCCGAAGGCACUUCGAGACUGUGGGACGGAUUUUCGUUCCUGUACAUGAUGGCGGAUCUGAAAGCUCACGGCCAGGACCUGGGCGAACCGGGAUCAUGUCUGAGGACGUUCAGCACUCUACCCUACCUGUUCUGUGAGCAGCCCCAGAACGCGGACGGCACCUGCCGAUACGCUUCUCGGAACGAUUAUUCCUAUUGGUUGAAUACGAACGCAUCGCACGGAACGGGUCCGAUUCGUAACGGAGAAAUCGAGCGCUUCAUCUCGCGUUGUUCUGUAUGCGAGACCGACAGACCGAUCAUAGCGGUGCAUAGCCAAUCCCAGGAUACCCCAGACUGUCCGAGAGACUGGGAAACCAUGUGGGUCGGAUACAGUUUCCUCAUGGCAACCGAUGCAGCUUCUCAAGGAGUGAAUCAGCCCCUGUCAAGUCCUGGAUCUUGCUUGCAAGAGUUCCGGCCGACGCCUUUCAUUGAAUGCAGGGGAACAGGUGCCUGUGAUUAUUUCGCUUCUAGGCUCGGCUUUUGGUUGACACCGAUUGACUACGAUCGACAAUUCGAAGUGCCAGAGAGGAUCAGGAGUCGACCUGGAGAAAUAGUGAGCAUGUCAUCCCGCUGUUCAGUCUGCAAGAGGACAGAUGACGGGCACCGAAGGCGCGUCUUGAUCCAGGCGUCCAACUUCACGCUUCUCGAGCCACCGGGGGAUGGCCACGUCUACAUAGCGGAUGGAACCGAACCGAGAACGCAAAUCAUCACCUACGUGCAUUCUGGGCGCGAGAUUGGAGUCGACACGAGUCCGGAUAGUUUUUUGCUCCAAAACGGAAACGGAGAGACCGAAGUGACGGUGUUGGUUGAGCCGGUCGACAACGCAGCCCCGGUCAUAAAAAUCACCGAUGCAACAGUCGUUCUCGAAGGCGAAAGCUCGCGAGUGAACUGGGAAGUGAGCGACGUGGAUUCCAAAGUAUUCUGGUGCCACAUUCCCGAGCAGCCAAUUUUCGGUCGUCUGACGAUCCGCGCGCAAAAAUUCACCGAGUUCAACAAUUCUGAGACUGACAAUGUCGUGUACGAACAGCUGAAACACGCCCAUGUGGAGCCAUCGGAAGAUUUUUUCAAAAUUCGAUGUUCCGAUGGAGUAAAUCUGUCGCCUCUGGAACAGAUACGGAUCGCGAUAAAGGGCCAGAAUGACGAAGCCCCGCAUCUCGCAGUGAACGAAGUCACCGUCCUCGAGGGCAGGGAAGCUCCGGUGAAAAUACAUUUUUCGGAUCAAGAUAUUCCGCGGGGUGAGCUUCGUUUCUACGUGAGCGAACCACCGCGGCACGGGUUGAUCGCGAUCCUCUCGGCAGACGGGCACAAUGAAGCCGUCGUUGAAUUUUCGGAGGAAAAUGUAAAUCGCGUGAUGUACGUUCACGACGACUCGGAAAAUCUCAACGACUCGUUCGAGCUGACUGUUUCCGAUGGAAGGUAUUCAACGAAACAGCUCGUCAAUGUCAAAGUUUUAGCUGUUGACGAUGAGCCGCCUAAACUGGUUGUUAACAGAGGGAUCCGUGUCGAAGUUGGAACAUCGGCUGUUAUCGACGCUCGACACCUCCAAGUGGACGACAUCGAUAGUACUUCGGAUGCAAUCUCCUUCAAAAUUGUCGAGGGGCCCCGGAACGGGAUCCUCGUUCACGAGCAAGCCAAGGAUAAAAACCAGUCGAUUGCUUCGUUCGAGCUCGAGGAUGUCAAGCUUCAAAACGUAGUUUAUGCGCACAGAUCGAAGAUAUGCUGUCAGAGCGACAGAUUCACAUUCCGUAUCAGCGAUGGUUUUAACGAAACACCCCUCUAUGAGUUCAGCAUCACCGUGCAUCUCCCCAACGACUCUGUCCCUCCAGUCAGCAGAAUCCACCCAAUACGCCUUGAGCGCUUCAGUGAACAGUUGUUCAACAUUUCUCGCGUCGAGUGGCUUGCGGUGACACAACCGCCUUCGAAUGGAAAUCUCACUUUCGAAAACGAUGCGUUGGGUUUCACGACAAAUGCAGCCUUGACUUCUGGAUCCAUCGAAGAUACAGUCGCGCUCAUUCUCAAGAACGGGUCGAGUCUGGAAGCAGCUACUUUCAGCAUCCGAUGGUGUGUCUUAUCGCUCACGGUGGAUUCGCCGGAAAUCAUCUCCGGGAGGAAAAUCGUUAUCGAUCUGAGACGAGACGGUCUCGAUUCUGAUGUUGACGGCGUCGUGAGCAGCCAUGUCGGAGAGUUUCCCUUCGUGAUCCCUUCGGGAAUAAGCCACAAAUCAUUGCCUAUCUCCGUUCCGGGAGACUUCAACGGAGAAUUCGCUCUGGAGCUAACGAAAGUCCAAGGCUGCUUCAUUGAUAUUUCGCACAAGAAAUUUCAAACCAUUGUCCUAUCUCCAAUGAGCUAUUUGCAUUUCGAGCGGUCGGAAUACACUGUUGAACAGCCCGGGGAGGAUAAGCUCCGUGAGACAUUAUUCGUGCGGAUCCUGCGGAGUAACUCAGCCCACCGCUCGGACAUCGGUUUCCGUGUGGCUACUGUGGGCGGAACGGCUAGGGAGCACGAGGAUUUCACUCCCUCGGACGAAGUUCUGACUCUCAAGAAUGAAGACGACGGUCUGACCAUCCCGAUUGAGAUUCUCGGCAAGACCCAUGUCGAGAUCGCGAGAUUCUUCACCAUCGUUCUCGAACCGUUGGAGCACGGACUGAGAUUCAAGUCUUCGAAGACCGUCGUCCGUAUCAGCGACUCUAGAGCCUUACCGUCGUUCACGGAACAUCCGGUGAUCCUCGCUCUGGAUCCCAGGACUCGGAACCCUUUGGCACACACACGAUUGCUUCCGAAGGGUGCAACUCUCUACUGUGCGAGCGAAUGCGAUGAUCUUAGUCUGCGUCACACAAGAUUUUGUUUGGGACUCAACUCUUCCCUGCAGACACAUUAUCAAUGGAAAACCUCUACCGAUACGGGGCUGGUGUCGAUUAAAAGUCGCAGUUUCUUACUGAAAACAAACCAGAAAGUGCUGCCGAGCUCUCUUUAUCUUUCGCCCGGCUCUACCGUUGUCUGUUCGGUGAGAAUCGCCACUUCCGACAGUGAGGGUGCGGAAAUUAUGAGCGGCGCUUAUUUGAUAAGCAACGAGGAAUCGUCGCCGGCAUGUACGAGCAGAGUUGGCUCAACACCAUUCUCGAGUAAACUCCGCGUCAUCAUGUCUCCGAAUUCGUCUACUGAACUCCUCUACUCUCUUUCCGUGAUCCUCCCGCAUCAUGAUGGGUCUUUCCCAUUCUGGUCGACGAAGCCAAUCCUCGUCGCUGACACCGAAAAGCGAUUUUUCGCGUCGAAGCACAAGUGCUCGAAUUUGUUGCAGAACAACAGCGAGCCCGCCCCCGAGCCCAACGUCACCUCAUGCACGUGGAAUUACCAGCUCACGUACUCACUGUCUGAAUUGCUGAGUUGUGGGGCUCGACUCGACGAGAGCGUCGAUGAAGACGUUUCAUCGGUCAACCUUUUGCUCCCCAUCCAUGUCAUGUACAUCGUUCAUCAAUCCUCCAAGAAAUGGCAUCAUGUAUCGCUUUCGAGCGAGCUACGAGUCUCGUUUGUUUAUAAGACCCGCGUCGUUGGAAGUCGUCGCUUGGAGUCGCGGGAUCCUCCGAAUCUAUCAGCUAUUCUACAGAUUACGCGCGCUUCUCUUGAUAAGGACGGCUCAUUGCUCGUGGUUUUCGAGACAGAGACCAACUUCGACGGAAUUUUGGCCGCAGACCCAAAAAAUUUCAAUGAGUCCAUCAUUGACGUUCGCCAUUACAACUCCACUGGGAGCUUAUUCAUGCUGAAGAACGACGGGACCAUCUCGCCCCGGAGAACGCGAUGGAAUCUCACUUCCCUGGUCACGCACACUCAUUUUGCAACUAAUGUCACGCUGUCGCUCUUGCCAUGUGUCGGCGAAGUUCCGAAGUGUCAACUCAUGCCCGACAAGCCAAUCACAUUGAUUUUGCCUGUAUACAUCCAGUCCGGCUCGACCGCGACCAGAAUCUAUCCCCUUGAAUCAGAGCUUCUUCUGACGAAAAAACAGUUUUGGAUGGAAGAUAUACCUGAUAUGGAGAAUAAUACAAUCCAAGAAGGAGAAGCCGUCUAUGGAUUCGUACGGGUUUUCAACCUGGAUAUUCAGGACCAGGCGUUGAUAACGCGUAUACAAAAGUGUUAUGUUUGUCGUGACGCACAUGAGACCAUCCACAACCGGAUCAGCCGAUGUCCAUACAAAGUGAUUGAUGCUGAGACUUCAAGCCCUCCGCACGACGAGUUCCGUGGACUGCUAGCGUCCAGAAAUUCCGGAGCUUUCACGGGAGAGGAACUACAAACCCUUGAUAAACGAAACGCGGAUGCUUUUGUUUUCGACAGUGCUCCGCUAUUCGCACGCGAGAACGAGGGAGUUCAGUGGCGGGUUCACUGCGUGUUCGUGGUGGACUUGGGUGCUGCUCGGUAA
Messenger RNA from Galendromus occidentalis (western predatory mite), 8742 nucleotides. Its product is annotated as collagen alpha-2(IV) chain. Gene Ontology annotation, molecular function: extracellular matrix structural constituent conferring tensile strength. NCBI's taxonomy places the organism in Eukaryota, Metazoa, Arthropoda, Arachnida, Mesostigmata, Phytoseiidae. The coding region runs from base 1 to 8742 and encodes 2913 amino acids. The record is from RefSeq and is a predicted model, not a curated record. The transcript has 35 exons. Gene Ontology annotation, cellular component: membrane; collagen trimer. Gene Ontology annotation, biological process: extracellular matrix organization; cell communication.